AUGCCUCUGGAUAUCAUAAGCCGCACAGUCGAAUUCUAUGAGGGUGGAUUAAGUACGUUGUCAGAACGCUUGAGAAAAAACUGGCUGCAAAAGCUGGAUGCCGUUGACACACCCGAUGAUUCGCUGACAAAUCUCACCUGGCUUUAUGUAAGCGAAUUUUGUAAUUAUGUCAUUCAUGGUCAGGAUAUGCAUCCGGUUGGUUUGGAGUUAGAUAAUACUCAGAAGUCGUCUGAGUUCAAUACAAGUACGUCAGUUUUUCUGUAUAACGUUUCUGCGCGUAAAGAUGCUACACUGAAAUCUUCCGCUGGCACACAACCGUUUGCUGGAAGCCUGUGUGACCCCCAGGUUCGUAUGGAUUACAGGACAAAAUGGACAGGAAAACCACCGUUCUCAUAUGCGACGCUGAUUUGCCUUGCAAUGCGGGAACUUGGAAAACCAAAAGUUACACUUUCGGAUAUUUAUGGAUGGAUAAUGAACAAUUUUGCUUAUUAUCGUCAUACAGAUUCAAGUUGGCAGAACUCUGUCAGGCACAACCUCUCGUUGAAUAAAUGCUUUGAAAAAGUUCCACGAGACAAGAAUGAACGUGGGAAAGGUGGAUUCUGGCGUGUCAAUCCCAAACAUGCUGACUGGUUGGAGGCCAAUUUGGCCAAAUGCAAACGGGUGGCUCCACCUCCGGGACCGGCGCCUCCUGUGCCCCGUUCAAUGCUGCUGCAACAACGACAACAAAUGCAAGGACAAUUUGUGCAGCAAAAUUUCCUCCCAGGAACCGCUCAGCAAGCGAAUUUAAUUGGCUCAGUUGGUCAGUCAGAUGCCUAUGGGACACCAGAUUUUUGGAGUGUUGGUGGUCAUAAAUCUAUUUCUCCAUUAUCUGGCUCCUCAUCUUCCCUAUCUUCCUCACCGCUUUCAAUGAGCUCAGCACCUUCGCCUGCCAACUCGGCUGUCUACCGGCAGCAACCACCGGUCGUUUCACAUCACCUGGUAUCGCCUGCCGAUCUGAGCCAGAUAAGACCAUGUCCUACCUCUCAGGAAAGAGAUCCAACCUACGCCACCCCAUGCAUUUCACUUUUUCAACAAGAUACAGUUGGUCCGAAUCAAGGCUCACAAUCCACCCACACUCAUCGACGCAAAAGCCCUCUUUAUCGUCACACGGUUUUGUCAGAACACGAGCAACUCGAUCCAAUGUGUGAUGAACUACCUUUCGAAGUCAGGACACAAAAUGUCCUUGGAACCCCAGAAGACCAAAACAUUCUUGGUGGAAUUCAAAACAGCACAGCCAGUCCUCCGGAUGGUAAACGUCGAAACCACACUCCACUGCCACGUUAUAUCAGUCCAGCAACUGACCGUAAGACAUGGGAGGCGAAAUUUCGACGUCUUCAUUGUCCAGAGACAAACUUACAAUCAGCCGCUACCGAUGUAUCAAGGAAACAACGUUCCAGUUCCUCACUUCCUUCUAUUGAGAGUUACGGUGGGCGUGAGGGACAUGAGAGUUUCAUUGGCUACCUAGAUAACCCGCAGAGCAAGGCCGACAAACGAUUACGCCUGAUGCGUCAUCAAAUUAAGGUUAAGCAGUUUCCCACAAGAACACUACCGCCACGUAGAAGGCAAUCACGCUGGGCCAUCACUCGUGACUCGGGCAACGAGACACCAGAUCGUAUGAAAGAAGAAAAGCUAACAUCCGCUUUGAGUGUCACUCAUCCAAAAAGACCUCCAUAUUCGAAUGGCUAUAAUAAUGGGGCACACACCCAUUUUAAGGCGAGUGGUAGUCCCAGUUACCUGAUACCUCUAGUGGAUGAAGACGAUGUCGGUUGCAGCUGGCCUCCAAUUACCAAACCUGGCAAAACAGUGAGAGUUUCUGAUGUUCGAAACCCUCAGUCAGAUUCACCAAGCAGCCUUCCUAGACUUCUACCGAGGGCAAGCACUCGAGUCACACCACCGUAUGUGCCGGCCGGCCUGUCUCCUCGAUCUCGAGGUUUGAACAAACGUGAGUGCUCUUCUUCAGCAGCCUCCUCCAGUUCCGUCGGUUCCUCUCUCUCCGGGACCAGUAUUACUGCCCAUUCAGAUGGUCAUUUAUAUCACUCCAUUCCUCCCCAAGGUCAUUCUACACCGAAGCGCGUUGAAACUCAGACGUGCAAACAAUCCUCUUUUAACAAUUGCCGUGGUGAUAGCGCCGACAACUCUGUGCACUUUAGUCGACUGUACCCAACUUCUGGUGAGGCUGAAGCCCACUUAGGCACAUCACCAGAUGGAUUACGUAUGCCAAAAUGGGCUUCAGUUUUUCUAUCAGAUGGAGAUGAAGCUGAAUUGCAACCAGCGUUGUGGACACAGACUGAAUCCGGACAAGAUACAGUUGAUAUAUUUGCACAUUUGGAAACCAGCAAUUCCGACAAAGUCAUUCCUGGCAUGUCUGAUUCAGGAAAUAGCACGUUACAUCAACCCUCACCUAAUGAGUCAUGCUUUUCCUACAUGAGUGGUUUAACGGAUGUGCUUCACCCCCUGGAAUCCGGCGACUCUCAGUAUUCGAACUCAGAGGAACAAAAAAACCUUGAAUCAACUUUAAACUCAUCCCCAGUUACCUCUAGUCCAAUAUUGGAUGCUUUCAAUUUAGACUCAUCUGAUCUCGACUUCCAAACACUCAAUGGAUUGGUUGAAGCGAGUGGGCCUAUUCCUCUUGAUUUAGAUUUUUCGCUAACCGCCAGUUUGAACACUCCCUAUUCAUCCGCUUCAUACGAGUCGGUGGGUCUAUCGAGUGCUCUUUUCUCCCCACAACCUUGGUCCAGUUCAGGUGCAGCAGGUUCUUCAGAAACAAUUACUUCGUCUUGGAUUGGUGAUUCUACACUCUUUUCAUCUUCGAACUGUUUCCUUUCAAUUCUCGACGGUCCUGAGGGUUUUUUCAGUAAAACAACUGUUUUGCCAGAAGAUGGCGAGAACGCACCAUCUGAUCGCUUGUCCACUCCGCCAUCACGUUGAAUGAAUCCUACCUGUUUGUACAUAACUGUAACUUAGACAUACAUGGUUCAGUGGCACGCUACAAUCGAAGACAGCUUGGUUUUGCAGCCUGUAUGUCGUUCGCUGUGAACGAUCGUUGUCUUUGCUCUUUAUAAUCAACUAUCCAUUAUCCCCCGGAUCCAUUUCACCUCCCGGAUGAUUCACUAGUUUGCGAUAAUUUUGUUUUACGAAAUUUGCUAACAAUUUUGUACUUUUCUAGGUGCUAAGUAUGUAUCGGUCCUACCAUUCUGGCUCACACGUCCCCCAACUAAUUCGCACCUGGUUCAACAAACUCAGUUUGUUUGACUGAUUGAAAACAACCGGCAUAUCAAAUCCGCAUAUUGAACGGGUGAUCAUCUUGUCUGUGCCACCUUUUGGCCAGCCGAAUUUAUUUGAAUAGUUUUAUCUCCUAUUAUAUAAUCACCCUUGUCGUGAUGCAAUGCGGCUGUGAAGUUGCUCUCAAACACAAGUACCUAUUUUGCACCACCUUAUAACUGUGAAGUUUUACUUCACUUACAAUGACUUGGGUAUUUUGCUAACAAUGCACAUGAUCUAUCCAUUCCUGUUGGCUUCCGUCAUAUCAUUUUUAUUCCUCUAUCUCACUACCCCCUUACUAAAAAUGUUUCCGAACCUAUUGCUUCCACUCACAA
Messenger RNA from Opisthorchis viverrini, 3635 nucleotides. RefSeq lists its product as hypothetical. Gene Ontology annotation, molecular function: sequence-specific DNA binding; DNA-binding transcription factor activity. The coding region runs from base 1 to 2967 and encodes 988 amino acids. The record is from RefSeq and is a predicted model, not a curated record. The transcript is spliced from 3 exons. Gene Ontology annotation, biological process: regulation of DNA-templated transcription. NCBI's taxonomy places the organism in Eukaryota, Metazoa, Platyhelminthes, Trematoda, Opisthorchiida, Opisthorchiidae.